AUGGCUGGCACGAUAUUGCACAAGGGCACCGAAAACCACUGCAAACUUGUGCCUCAACAAGCAGGACCUUCCGGAACAUUUGCAGCUAUGAACACUCAUUACGUCGAAUCAGCACAGACAAUGGUUAUCGCACCCGAGGAGAGUGAUUCAGACCCGUGGAGCUCGAGCGACGACGAAGAUUCCUCUAGUGAAAACGAGACCGAGAGUGGAGGAAACAGUGCGUCUAGCGCGUCCGACCCUGAUGAAGACUACGGCCUUCCACCCGCCGUCAAAAGUGCAUACCAUCUACAUCUGAAAUACGAAGAUAAAGCUAUGCGUGCCUUGGAACAUGCUACGUCGAUGAUAGAAGAAGAAGAGUCGACACAAGAAGCCGCUAGCGGAUCAAUCAACGCCCCAACCUUACCUAUCUACGGUGAAUAUACGUUGUAUUCUCCCGUAUACCUCCAGACUCACUAUAAGAACUUUCCAACUCUUUGGACCGACCAGUUCGCCAGCACAUGGACGGCAGGCAGUAUCUGUUUCGAGAAACAUUUGGGAAGUGAUGGCGAUCUUGGGGCUGAAUGUGUAAUCCCUGGGAUCGAACGUCCCCUUACAUUCGGGUAUUUCGAGGCAUUGGACCGCGUUUGCCAGGGAGAUCGCCGCCCGGAAGACGAUGGUGUCAUUUCUCCGAACGAGGAUACAAAAGGCAUAUCACUGUGGUUCUGUGAGGGUCCAUAUCUGAUCAUUGCGAUACCACCGGAAGAACUGGGUGGUACUGCUGAUGAGUACCACUACGUGUUCGUUGGGAUCCUGGAUAAAACAGAAGAAGACAUGGCAACUACAGGACUCGUAACGGACUAUAAGAGCAGAUCAGCAUCACAAGACGAAGCGCCGUACACCUUCACUUUACCCCAAAGUCGCACACGAUAUCUUGCGCCGACGUCUUCGACUGGACCGAAACCCAGCGAUCAAGGUUCAUGUCAGCUAUGCAGGCGUGCUGAUCUCUUUUCCGGUAAGUAUACAUUCUAA
Molecule: messenger RNA, 1008 nt
Organism: Alternaria viburni
Lineage: Eukaryota; Fungi; Ascomycota; Dothideomycetes; Pleosporales; Pleosporaceae
Exons: 2
Coding region: 1-1008 (335 amino acids)
Source: RefSeq, a predicted model, not a curated record